Messenger RNA from Notothenia coriiceps (black rockcod), 1053 nucleotides. RefSeq names its product EH domain-binding protein 1-like. The record is from RefSeq and is a predicted model, not a curated record. The coding region runs from base 286 to 1053 and encodes 255 amino acids. NCBI's taxonomy places the organism in Eukaryota, Metazoa, Chordata, Actinopteri, Perciformes, Nototheniidae. The transcript has 4 exons.
CAGCCCAGCCCCAUCCCGAGCCCGGUUCUGGGAGGGAAGCCCAACGCCAGCCAGUCUCUGCUGGUGUGGUGCCGCGAGGUCACCAAGAACUACCGCGGGGUCAAGAUCACCAACUUCACCACGUCCUGGAGGAACGGCCUGGCCUUCUGCGCCCUGCUGCACCACUUCAGGCCCGACACAAUAGACUACAAGUUUCUCAAUCCUCAGGAUAUUAAAGAAAACAACAAAAAGGCUUACGAUGUUUUUGCGAACCUGGGUAUCUCCCGUCUCCUGGAGCCGUCAGACAUGGUGCUGCUGGCCAUCCCCGACAAGCUCACGGUGAUGACCUACCUGUACCAGAUCCGCGCCCACUUCUCCGGGGAGGAACUGAACGUGGUGCAGAUCGAGGCCAACAGCAGCCGCAGCACCUACAAAGUGGGUGACUUUGAGACGGACACCAACGCCUCCAUCGGUCAGGACAAGUUCUACGCUGAAAUCAACGACGUGCAGCACCACCAGGCUAACUCUGAGCCCGUAGACGCCGCUGGUGAAGUUAACCCCGAGUCUAACGGCACGAAAGCUGCUGAGGAAGAGGUGACGGAGCCAGGCUGGAAGGCGGAGGUAGUCAGCUGUCCAGCAUCAGGCUCUUUAAAGUCUCCUCCAGUCCCAUCGCCGCGCACAGCGUUAGCCGCCUCAGCAACAAGCUCUGAGGACAGGGGGAGUCUGCUCAAAGCCAAAACUUUAGACCUCAGCGAGUUACCUCACAGAGAGACGGAGAGGGAGAGACAGAAGCAGCAGGCGGAGGACGGGGGAGAGGAGGGACGGGAGGGGAGUACAGAGCCAGGGUCCCCCACCAGGAGAGGGGCCUCCCCGCCCCACCAGAAACUGGGCUUCUCCUAUAACAGGGACGCAGACCUCAUCAAGAAGAAGAGGGCCAGCCUGCGUCACUCCGAGUCUGAGCCCGCCUCAGAGAGCACCCCCCCUCCCGCCAACCACACAGACAACACCCCCAAACAGACUUUUAACGCCACCAGUCCUUCGAAGUUCCUCAUUUAUUCCUCGGAUUAUCCCUGA